Molecule: messenger RNA, 2095 nt
Organism: Diuraphis noxia (Russian wheat aphid)
Lineage: Eukaryota; Metazoa; Arthropoda; Insecta; Hemiptera; Aphididae
Biological process (GO): regulation of transcription by RNA polymerase II
Cellular component (GO): nucleus
Molecular function (GO): DNA-binding transcription factor activity; sequence-specific double-stranded DNA binding
Source: RefSeq, a predicted model, not a curated record
UCAGUCUUCUGACACUGCACGAUUUGUUUGCACGCGCGCCCUAAACAUCGCAUCGUACCGCACCGCUCGAUUUUUAUUUCCAGACUAUAACGUCGUUUGGUCCGUAUCGUUUGCUCGACGCCGCGGCUCUGAUCGCGUGCGCGCACAUGACACUAUCCGUCGCUCGUCAUUAUCGUUUUAUAUUUUCUAUCGACUCGUUCAAGUUAUUUGUGAUUUUGUGUUUUUAAUCCCAUCUCCUUAAAAUGGUGACCAAAUCGCUGAACGGACCUAGUUUCACCAUCAACCACAUAUUGGGCCGUCUGGAUGUGGACGACGAACGGGAUUGCAAGAGCCCCGGACCGUCGACAUCCCGAUCGUUCACCACCGGCAGUGAGGCCAGCGACUGUAGUGGUGAUGACUGUCUUUGCGCACCGGUCGACUACAGCACGCGGCCGGGCGGCAGCCCUUCACCGCCAGCGACGCCCGGUGACAUGCACCACCAUCACCGCGGUGGCCAUCACCACCAGCACCAAAACAGGCGCCCGCAUCCCCCGUCACCGGUCACGAUUGAAAUUAAACCGGAAGAGGAUGAUGACGAUGACCUACCAAUAAAGGGUGACAAGUCACCGCAGCAGGACGAUGCUUGCAAGAACAAGGAUGAAACGGCCACUACGCCGCCAGUCGACGACAAAAACAAAAAGCCCAACUAUAGUUAUAACGCUCUGAUCAUGAUGGCCAUAUCGGAAAGCCCUCAGAAGCGACUCACGCUCAGCGGCAUUUAUGAGUACAUCAUGAACAAGUUCCCGUUCUACCGGAUGAACACUCCCGCAUGGCAGAACAGUAUACGACACAAUCUUUCGCUGAACAAGUGCUUCGUCAAGAUUCCUAGGAGCUUUGACGACCCGGGUAAGGGUAACUAUUGGAUGAUCGACCCAAACAGCAGCGAUGUGUACAUCGGCGGCACCACCGGCAAGCUACGGCGACGGUCCACACAAUCUUCCCGGCACCGCAUCGCGUACCGACCACCCAUGCCACCUCACGGCGUGGUCAUGCCACCGUCACCACACCAUCACCAUCACCAUCAUCACCACGCAGCCGCUGCAGCUGCAGCCGCGGCCGCCGCCUUCUACCAUCACCGCGGAGGGCCGCCACACCACCCAGUAGCCAGCGCAUCCGGCUGGCCCGGAGUGGCCGAUUACCCGUCCGCCGCGGCCGCUGCGGCCGGCUUCGACUACCUACACCAGUACUUCUGGCCGCCAUCCGUCGCGACGUCCACCAGCGCUUACCAGCAGCGGCCGUCACCGUCACCGCCCGCCACCUCCACCGGUUACUCGAUCAGUCAGCUGCUCAGGCCCACCUUACAAGUGCCGCCCAAGAGGCCCACGGCUGUCAUGCACCCCGCGGCCGCCGGCGCCCUUCUGCAAGCUACCAUGAGCAGACACCACCAUCUGCAGCAGCAGUAGUAGACGCGAUGUAAGAGAGAAAAAUUAUUUUUCUUUUCAAAGUUACCCUAAAAGUGUGUCACACACAUGUACAUAAUAUUAAAAUAUUAUUACGCCGUUUCGGCGAUUGACUUCUGUGCUAGGUACACUAUUUUAUUUUCGUUUCGUUUUAUAUAUUAUAGUUAUGAUCUCUUUCUCGAAAAAAAAAAAAAAAACUAUAAUAUUAUUAUCAUUAGGUACAUAAUAUUAUAUUUACGUCGUUCACACGUAUAAUAUAAUGAUCUGUGUACCAUGUAUUGUGUAAUACAUGUUAAUGUUGAUAUUACUGUUUAUUUCGUUUAGAUUUUAAAAAUAAUUCACCACAAUUUCAGACGAGAGAAAUUUUUAAAAUUUCUCAAAUCCAUGUUUUGAAUUUUUUUUCACCUCUUCACUUUACAUGAUAUAAAUAUUGUAUAUGUUAUGUGUCUAUGUUCUAGUCACACGAGAUCGGCCUAUAUAUAUAUAUACGUAUACGCGAAACGCGAGUAUAUUUAGGUGCAUUAUAUGUUAUAGGUAUAUUUAUAAUAAAAUACAAAGAUAUAGGUUUUGCGUGAUGCUUAUAUGAAUAUGUUUCCUAUGUAUAUUAUAUUAGUAUAUAAUAUAGUUAUAUUAUUACGUAUUGAUAUUUAUAAUAA